AUGAAGGUUUCUGUCGUCCUCGUUCUCGCUGCUGUCGCCAUCGCUCCUGCCCAUGCUGGAAACCCGUCUAAGAUGAAGGAUUUACCCACCGAGACUUCUUCGGAGUCAGAAGGGCUCGGCGGGUCUUGCAACUUUGCUUGCAUUAAAAUGAUGAGUCCCGUGACGGACGAGAACGGAGUCACGUACUCGAACGAGUGCAUGAUGCGUGCAGCCAAGUGCAAGGGAAAUUGGAAUCAGGACCCCUUGGAGGAGUACAAGCGUGUUUACGGCAAACACUUCGGUGCCCCACGCGAUGACGACGAAGAUGAAUCCGCCAGCUCGGAUACGGUCAUUCAGGGCGAAGACUCGGACAAGGACGAAUCAGCAUCUGAAGAAGGCUCAGCUGAAGGCACUCCAAAGUCGUACUGCCCCAACAUCGUGUGUCUUGACGUGUAUGAACCCGUGACUGACGAGAAUGGCGUGACGUACCCUAACCAGUGCUCAAUGGAUGUCGAGAAGUGCAAGGGUCCGAGAGAAGACGUCUAUGACGAAUACAAGCGGAUCUACGGCAAGGACGAGGACAGCAGCAGCCCAUCGCCGGCAACAAAAAUGGUGAAGGGUACAAAGGACUCUGGUAAGGCGAAGAAGUCUACUAAGUCUUCGUCAACCACCUCCAGCGGUGUUGGACAUAUUUACGAGGACGGCUCAGAAGGUUUCAUUGACGAUGGUGACUCGAAGCCUAGCAAGAAAUGUGCGACUGCCUGCCCCGACGUCAAAUUUUAUGUUUGCGGCUCCGACGGUGUCUGGUACUCGAAUCCGUGUGAGCUGAAGAUUGCUGCCUGUGAGAAUCCGGAGCAGAACAUCGUGGAGAAAGAUGGCGCCUGCAGCUCAUUCAUCCUGUUAGCCAUAAGCUCACGCUAA
Phytophthora infestans T30-4 is the source of this 900-nucleotide messenger RNA. RefSeq names its product kazal-type serine protease inhibitor, putative. NCBI's taxonomy places the organism in Eukaryota, Oomycota, Peronosporomycetes, Peronosporales, Peronosporaceae. Gene Ontology annotation, molecular function: protein binding. The coding region runs from base 1 to 900 and encodes 299 amino acids. The record is from RefSeq and is a predicted model, not a curated record. The transcript is spliced from 3 exons.